Molecule: messenger RNA, 1113 nt
Organism: Ectocarpus siliculosus
Lineage: Eukaryota; Phaeophyceae; Ectocarpales; Ectocarpaceae
Source: the annotation of a GenBank genome assembly
AUGCUGCAUUUCAAGGAUGCUGCCAGGGGUGAUGCAUCAGGGCUCGCCGGGAUGGUGAAGGACAUCUGGAAAACGUUCAGCAAACACCAUCUAAAAGUGGCUAAUCACUACGUGAAGAACCUACAGGCGGCGUUUCGAGUGGCACGGCUCCCGUGCUUGGAGUCUUUGGUGUUCACGCUCACAUACGGAGGACUCCCGUUGGGGCUCGAUCUCCCCGAACGUGACCUGUACGAGAACCACUUGCAGUUCAAGGAUGUCUCGGGGUUCGGUGUGGCUACGAGGGCGGUGCUGGCCAAGGCAAAGAGAGAAGGCGAUUUCUACGGCUUUUUGAACUACGCCCCCGUCAUUAAGCUACUCUCCGUCACCCGACCCGUCGAGAUGGGUCGAGUCCAGCCCACCAGCGAGCACUCAAAUACUGUCGCCAAAUGCCGGAAGUCCUUUCGGGAGAUGAGGGCUGUUUUCGCCUACUCCGGGUCGACCACCCGGGAAAAGGACAUGGGGGCCGCGUGGACGGUGCACGAAGCCUACUGCCUCCACUACGCUUCGAGCAUAAAGGUCGCGGCCACCCGUCUUGAAAAUGCGCAGAAGAAGAUGGGCGGUGGCGUAAAGAAAUCCAACGGGAGGAUACCAGACAUGACAGCGAAGGAGUGGAAUAAAUGCGUCACCAUCAUGGAUACGGUGGUGAGGCGCAGCUCAUGCGAUGCCAUAAUGGAGGAUGUUGGAGCAGAGGGGAUCAAGAUGUGCCAAGAAGUUCUCCUGGUGGACCCAGACACCAUCGGCCACACCGUCGACGAGGCCCUCUUCAUGCCUGGGGUACGCGAGAAAGAGAUCAGGAGCAUAGUGAAGCGUCUCAAGGGCAAGUUUGGCGCUGCUGAGAUCGCUCUCUUCAGCUGGCAUGGCUCUCCUGGACGGGAUUCACAACAUCUGCCUUCGGUCACAAUAUCUGCUCAUGAUGGUGGCACGCGAAGGCUACAGGAAACUACAGCUAAACGCUCACGCUACUCCCGCAAGGAAAGCAGCUGUGCGCCGAGGUUGGCCCCUUCACCGCAAGCGGCGAGGUGUUCACCGACACCCAGUUGCAGCAUCUCUUCGAGCACAUCGGGUGGAACUUGA